This is a messenger RNA of Cydia fagiglandana, 5821 nucleotides long. RefSeq lists its product as uncharacterized. The coding region runs from base 347 to 3262 and encodes 971 amino acids. Lineage: Eukaryota; Metazoa; Arthropoda; Insecta; Lepidoptera; Tortricidae. The transcript has 12 exons. The record is from RefSeq and is a predicted model, not a curated record.
AUUUUGUGGAGUGAAGUGUUUUUGUGGUAUGAGUUUAAACAGGUGGUUGUGACGUUACUGAUAAUGUAACUAAACACAUGAUAAAGAGUUGCCUACAGCGGAAUUAACAAUAAAAGCCAAUUUGUACAAUGCCAAUCAACAUGACAACAAUAAUUUGAAAAUAAAAAUAAUAUAUUCAAUACCUAGUGAUCUAUCGUGAAUAAAAGUUAGAACAGUGAUGCAAAUCAAAAACAAGUGAUACGACAACCGAUAAUGUGGGAAUACCUCAAAGUACUGCGAUAAAUAUUAGUGACGCGAUAAACGACAACUCCGACAAAACUGUCAGUGAUGCGAUAACCGAUAAACAAUGUGGGAAUACCUCGCUGUGCUGCUGCUCGGCUUCUGGCUGGGGGUUGCCAUCUUCCUCUACGUUUCAUGCUACUGGCUUGAGGAGAUUUUGGAUCUGCCACCAACCCGCGACGCAGCGCCAUCGGCCAGCAGUGCUCACGCACAGCUGAAGAGACUGGUCGCUAGAGUGGUCGAAGAGGCUGCGGCGUUGCCAGCUCUCGCGAGAUAUGCGGCUGAGCCGCAGGCCCCGCAUGACACCUAUGAAGAUCUGCUGGCUACUGCCAUUCUUAAUAAGGUGAUCGAGCGCUACCAGACGGAAGGAUCCGGAGGCCGAAGCAGCGGGAUCCACUCAGCCAGCGCCAGCCCAUCACCUUCAGACCGAUCUUCGCCAAGAUCUCUUAACACCAGGCAUACAAGGGAUAUUAAUAGCCCUCCGCGGCGCGAAGAAGAUGACGUCUCCGACUGGGAAGAAGGGGCUACAGAGGAAACAGUAGAGCUGCCGCGACGAGUGCCGUUCCCAGACUUCAGCGAAGAUAUACAACACACGGAAAAUGGCGACCGCGAUUUCGACGAAGUCUCUGGCAGCGAAAUACAAUCCAUUGAUGGUACAUGGGAGGAGAACUGGCUAUUCCAGAAAAAGAAGAUCAAAACAAUACAGUCCGUCCCAGUUCCUAUGCUCGUUCCUAAUUCAAACGCUGAAUACAAAGCCAUGAUAGGCGACAGAGACGCUGACGAUACCACCGAUCUAUCAGACAACGCAUCUGACAGUGAACCAGAAGAAAUAGACUACAAAAGUGAUAUAAAAAGAGUACUAGAAUCUAAACAUGUUAUAGGAGGAGCACCUAGCAUUGAAGAACUUGACUUUGAACCUGAUAGUUUAACUAUCAUAGACGGUUCAGACGAUUUCGAGAAGAUAGAUGAAAAGGAAUACAUGAAAAACAAACUAGUUGACGUUGUCAACAACGAAGUCAAGGGAUAUAAUGUUAAUGGAGCGAAAAUAAACGGUAAUGUAAAUGGUAAAUUAGAUGAUGGAUCGGUACUAAUCGUUGGCAUGGAUAGUGGACCAUUGACAAAAGCGGAAUUCGCAUUAAAGGAAGAAAUACACAGGACAAUAUUGAACGGCAACGUCGAUGCGUAUAUUGAAGAUCUGAAGACCAAAGAGAAUGACGAAGUUUUCACAAAUGGAACCAAAACUAAUAAUAAAAACACAUUAAGCCGUCACGAGCGAGAAAGAGAAGAUGAAGAAACAGUGACACUCCCUGUGCAAAGAUAUGCCGAUAGUCUUCGAAGAAAACAUUUCGAUGACGAGCCACAGCAGAUCCCAACGCGUGAUACUGAUCAUGAAGAUGACCUCAUACCAGGAUCCAUAGCCUACAGAGAGCGCAAAAAAUGGCUAAACUACGUCGAAAUGCCGAACAACCCGUAUUCACCAGAGGCCAUCCAAAAACGACUCUCAUCCAAAAGCACAUCAUCUCUCUUCGACACGCUGACAUCCAAAUCGAAAAUCGAAGACAGCGUAGAUGAAGUAGAUGGAGAUGUAAAGGAUGAGAAAGACAAUAUGGAACAAAAGAAAGUUCCAGUGAAGGAAUUGAAGCCAUCUUUGAGUGUCAGUUCUGAUGAUGUUCACAUGAAUGGAAGUAGAUCGAAGAGUCCAUCGCCGAAGAUUUUGAAGGACGUAUUAGCAGAGGAAAUACCACAAUACAAACGCUACGGCCGAGAUUAUUACGUAAGAGAGGCGAAAUCGAGCACGGGCAGCCGCAAGAAGGGCCUCAGUGAGACCAGCUCGUUAUCCUCCAUUAAUAAAUCCACCAGCCUGGACAAUCUGAAUGAGCUGACCCCGCCUGUAAGUGCCAGCUCGUCCUUGAGCGACCUGGAGGCGUGUGCGCUCCACCAGAACAUCGUCCGAGCCGUCCUUAGCCCCAGAAACGCCAGCCCCAACUUCGCCAUUAACCCCAUUUUCGAAACCGACAGACAGAACGAUAACGCUGACGAAAAUCAUGCCGACGAACGUAACAGUCGAGACCACGGAUUACUUAUAAAGCAAUUCAAUUCGAUUGCAUCCAACCAGCGGUAUAAAACGCUCGCUGGCAAGGAAGUUACUAUAAAACCGAUACCUACAAAAGAAAUUAUGAUAGAUUAUGAAGACGCAAAUGAACAGACACUAUUCUCCGCAAAACCAGUGUAUGUACAUGAAGAUGAAAAGAAAUUCGAAGAAAUACUACAAACAUGCCAAGCACCUUUAAACGUAACAAUAGUGAACAUAGUCGAGGAACCGCAGAAAUCUCCGAGCAAUCUCAGCGUAGACAACUCUUAUUUAAGUUCAAGCAGUUUGGAGGACUCGAUCAAAAUAUACAACGUGCAAACAGGCGAGAUCGUGAAAUGUAAACCGGAAGAUAAGUUAUCAGAGCCAAGAUAUGAAAGUGAUGGAAGUGACAACACUGAAACGCAAGAUAAGAAAGAUGAAGCCAUCAGUCUCACUGAAAGCGACGUUGUGAUAGUUGAAGAUGAAAUAGAGGACGAUAAAUCGGAGAAUAUUAGUGAAAUAGAAGAUAUAUUAUCGCAGUUGCCUAAAGUGAAAGAGUUAGCUAAGAAGUUUGUGAGAAUGGAUAACUUGAACGAGCCUAUUAAGCCACCACAACCAGGCCCCCUAAAAAGACAAAAGAGCAAAGAGAACAUACUCUCUGAAAACAAGAACAAACUAGUCUACAUGCACAGCCUAACCGCCCGAAGCAUCUCCAAAGAAUUCAGAGAGGAAUUGAAACUCUCCAUGGCGACCCCGUUAAAGGUACCUGGGGGGUCGAAUGAGAUCCCUGAGGGCACUGAAGACGUGAUUAAGGAGUCUAGUCGACCCCCAAGCCCGAUGCCUGAACCAGGGACCAUCAAGACUAAGUUAGCGUUCUUUGAAAGUUUGAAAUCUAAGUUUAGCAGCAAAUAGGUGGUUUGAAAAUCAGUACGGUUUACUGUGGUUUUUUAUUUAGUUGUGGUCAGAGUAUCAAUAGUAAAAGAGGUGUAAGGUCCAAGAAAAAAUCCUGCUAUGAAUUUGACAGCUAAUGUAAAUGGCCGCUUUAGUUGUCAAAAAAUUACGUUUGACAAACCAGUUACCGCAAAACAUGGCGCAGUAUAGCGCCUUCUACUUUAGCUGUCAAACUUAAACGAUUUCUUUUUAGACAUUACUUCUACUACAAUGAUAACUCUGUGAUUGUGAUAAAGAAAUUUCAUCCUUAGUGGUAUUCCGGUAAGGUUGAGUUUCCUAUGUUAUCUUUUUAAAUCGUUCACAAGCUCUUGACGACUGCUUUAGGCAAACUACGAAUAUCGUAUAUUUAAAGAUCUGUUUUUUAUCACAUGGAAAUCCCAAAUAUAAUCACAUGUUGUUUUAUCGCUGUGUAAAUACGGAGUACAACAAAAUGAACUUUAUUGCAAGUGUAUUCUUUAAAUUAUCUAUUUGGUGAAUCAACUUUUUCUUGUGAUUCGUUGCCAUGGUAACGUUCCCUUGGCCAACUUUAAAAUCAGUUAUUUUAUACAUAGUACCUGUUUCAAUUGGUAAAAAAUGAAUGUAUGUGCUAGUUAUAAGCCCUUUCCAUAAUGGGCAAUCUACUAAGCAUACUAGUACAACGUAAUACAGCAUUUUUUCCAACAAACUGUGCCACUUUGUCCUCUGGACAACCAAACAAACAACAAAAAAUAGUUGAUGCACCCAAAUAAUCCUUGAAUUGGGUCAAAUUAUUUAUAAAAACCUACAUAAAUGAAUUUAGUGUUUCAUGUACUUAGGUAAAUAUGAGUCCAAGAUACUAUACAGGAAAAAACAUAUUUACUUUUGAUUGAGUUGUCUUUAGUAAUCCCAUGAACCUAGAACUUAUUUAGUUUGUUUAUAUAAACAAUAUUAAAUAACUAGAGUAGAAAAGGCAUGAUUUUCUGUACAUUUGCGUACAUUCCAGCAGUUACCACUACAUUUGUUUAUUAUUAAACAAAUAUGUAGUUAUACUGCUAUUUUAUUUAUUUCUUUUAGACUAGAAUUUUGGGGCAAAAUAUGAGUGAUUAUGUAAAUAAUUGUUUUAUCUGAUUUGUUUAAUCUUGACAUCUAAAAUAUGGUGCUGUAUAAAAAAGAUAUUUCAUCUGUCUUUUUAACUUAGACUUUAAACAUAACGGCGUAAGGUUGCUUUUUAAAUAAUAAAUUCGAUAAUUCAUAUGUAAAUAUAAACUCAAGGACAAUAGAAAGUGUCAUUUUGUAUAGAAAUGUUAGUGACCCGUUUUUUAUCUUGAGUGUACUGUAGCUCUGUAAAUAUUAAUGUAGUGCCAUUUUUGUAUAAAUAACGUUUCCACAUUCGUAGGUUAGUUAAUGCCAAAGUUGUAAAUAUAUAAUCUAUAGGGUACAGUUUGUGUAUAAAUAUUUAGACACAAUCAUUGUGUAUUGAUUAAUCACAAAAAAAAUGUGCGUAUAAUGUUUGCACAAAGCAGACAAUAAUAGCAAGCGAAAUGUUUUUCUUAUUAAUAAAAGAAUUAAAAAAAAAUCACCGAAGGUCGGGUAGACUUCGAUAGCUUAGUUGGUUUAGAGCGAUCAGACCGAUGUUCCGUCAGGAAGCAAAUUUUUAACGCAACAAUCAUGCUUUACGCGGUUUUUUUUUCAUGGGUGAAUCAACUUUUUCUUGUCACUAGUUGCCAUGAUUACGGUCUCCUGGGUCACUUUUAAAAUAUACUAAUUAUUUUUUUGGUGGCCUUUUAAGGCCUUUCCAUAAUGGGACAUCUAAUAAGCAUGUUUGUAGAACAUGGUACAGCAGCUCUUCUAAGAAACUAUGCUACUAUUGUCUCCUGGCUGAUAGGACAGAAUAACAACAAGAAAUCGUUGAUCGACCCUCAUAUUAAAAGUAUGUUAAAUAAAUGUAUUUAUUAAUAACGUCAAGUGUCUAAUUAUUUUUGCGCUAACCGUACAGUCGUACAUCUAAUAGUGGUUGUGUCCAUACUAUAUCUAUGUAACUGUAGCAUAAAAGAAAGAGUCUACUGUCUAAUCUAGAACUAUAAAGUAGCACUUUUACCUAUAGACCGCCGCGUCGAUACAAAAAAAUUAAGAUAGUUUUGAACGGCCAUUCAGCUCCAUACAAGGGUAAGACGCUCUACUAAUUGAUCUAUCGAGGCGUCCACAGUCGACGAAAUUUUAAAUCACUUCUAUCUCUUUUUAUGGCAAUUUCAUACAUAUCUUACCCAACAAAGGCAGAGAAACAAAAAGCCAUUGUGUAUUGCUAUAAGGUUAAAUUUAGAGUAACAAGGUUUUGACGAAGCGGUCUAAAGGUUAAUGUUUCUUUCUAAAGGUAUAAAAGGUGCAAUAAUGCUAUUUUACAAUUUGAUUCUUUAAUUUGGCCAUAUUUAAUGAAAAUUAAAACUGUAAAGACAUCAAUGUUAUUAAAAUGUGAUAAAAACAAUAAGUAAUGUAAAACGCUAAGCGUUUGAAUUAAUUUCUAUGUGUAAGGGUGUAUAUUGUAAUAAAGAAUAUUAUACAAAU